AUGUCAAAGGGCAAAGAAAAAGUUAGCGGCAGUAAGCAAUUUAGGUGGCUGCCACCUAUGCAUGAGAUGAUGCUAAAGAUACUUACAGAGGAGGCUGGAAAGGGCAAUAAGCCCUCUAAUACUUUUAGGGCCGGCUCCUUUGCUCUUGUAGCGAAGGAGAUAACGGCCCAUUUCGGGGUUGAGUGCCACCCUGUAUUUGUGGAGAACCGGAUGCGGACUCUAAGGUCCAUGUGGGGAACUAUUCAAGCUCUUAGAAAGAAAAGUGGAUUCGAUUGGGACGAAAAUCUGAAAAUGAUAACUUGUGAUGCUAAAACAUACCAAGAAGAAGUUAUGGCACAUCGGAAGCAUACCGAGUAUCUGAACAAAAAAAUUGAGUUUUACGAUAAAUUAGCGAUUGUGGUGGGGAAGGACACAGCCACAGAUAAUGUGGAGGAAUGUGUGGUUGAAAAGGGGAAGAACGCAAAUGAAUCAUCCACCACUGGGUCGGGAAUUUCCAAGUCCCGCAAAAGAGGGCGUGCAGCUUCUAAUGCUGAUGAUAGUGUGCUGAUUGAUCUGUCUGAUCAGCUGAAGGAAAUAGCUGUCGCUCUGAAAGAAAUUAAUCGGGGCCCGGUAGAUUACACAACUUUGUAUAAUGAGGUAAUGGCUAUGAUGGCGGAUGGAUAUAGCGAAGAUAUGCUCGCUACUGCCUUCGACCAUCUUUGUGAGAAUAAGAAGACGGCACGUGGAUUUUUAGCCAAGAAUGCUAGGUUGAGGAAGCUGUGGUUAGAUGGUUAUUUUUUCUCACAAAUUUGA
Quercus robur (English oak) is the source of this 792-nucleotide messenger RNA. RefSeq lists its product as uncharacterized. The transcript is spliced from 3 exons. Bases 1 to 792 code for a protein of 263 amino acids. The record is from RefSeq and is a predicted model, not a curated record. Lineage: Eukaryota; Viridiplantae; Streptophyta; Magnoliopsida; Fagales; Fagaceae.